Sodiomyces alkalinus F11 is the source of this 1688-nucleotide messenger RNA. RefSeq lists its product as hypothetical. The transcript is spliced from 3 exons. The record is from RefSeq and is a predicted model, not a curated record. The coding region runs from base 141 to 1688 and encodes 515 amino acids. Lineage: Eukaryota; Fungi; Ascomycota; Sordariomycetes; Glomerellales; Plectosphaerellaceae.
CGUCCUUGAGGCUUUCUCGCCAACUCCUGAUUCCCAACACCUACUCAUCCUAUUAUUACCCUAGUAUAUCAUACUCCUCUUAGUCCUAUAUUCUGUGCUAUCAUCUAUGUCGUCAGGUCCUACCCCUGCCUCGGCCCACCAUGAUUGUUGGUCCUUCAUACGCGGAAUAUCUCCUCGCCGGAACCGCCAUGAUCCUUUUCACCUACCUCGGACCGCUCUGCGUCGCCUACUUCCUCCUCCUCCUCUCCAUAGCCGGCAUUCCAGGCAUAUCCCACCCGAUAUCCAUCGCAAUCGAAGUCCUCGGCGCCCUGGAGAUCCUGUUCUACUUCGUCUGGUUCCUCCCCUACCGCGCCUACCUCCAACGCCGUAGACCCCUGUCAGGCCCCUUGGCGCGGGACAUGAGGAGACGGCUCUUUUACCGACAGCUCGGCCAUGUGGCCGACAUGGAGACGUACCUGUCCAAGUGGCACCACGGAGCCCAGUUCAGCGAUAUCCGCCGCGACAAUCUGCAGAGCUGGCUUCUCUGGGCGCUGUUCGAGCGGGACGGGGACCCGGGGGAGGAUGCCGCUGAGGUGGACGAGUAUAUCGAGGCCAUCGAGCGGAAGUGCGGCUUCAGAUUCCAGACGGGGUCGGGAGUUGCGGUGCCCCUUCGUCUGGCUUUCGAUCCGGUCCAAAUGAGGCAUCGCAGUCUACUCUUCUACAUGAUGGUCGGCUUCCUCGACACGGUCACAGCCACCAUCCUCCGCCUGAGAGGGUUCAAAUUCUACCGCCAACCGCGCGGGAGAUUCUUCACCGUCUUCCCCCCGCGUCUUCAAACCGUCCUAGCCACCUCCGCGUCCGCCUCCCCCCAGCUCUCCUACUAUUACCGCCCGCCCGCCCCCUCGCCAUCAUCGACCUCGCCCUCCCACCGCCCCGUCCUUUUCCUCCACGGAGUAGGCAUCGGCCUCGCAGCCUACCUCCCCUGGCUCCUCUUCUUCGCCCCCCCCGAAGCAGCGAUCCUCAUCCCCGAGUUCCUCCCCGUGUCAAGCCGCAUCUGCGCCCCGCUCCCCCCAACCCUCGACCUCAUCCGCAGCCUCUCCGCCAUCCUAACCCAACAAGACCUCCGAGACGCGGUCCUGGUAGCCCACUCCUUCGGCACCUUCCUCCUCUCCCCCUUGCUGAGCGACCCGGACAUGGCGAACCGCGUGUCGGCCAUCGUACCGGUCGAUCCCGUGUGUCUCCUCCUCCACCUCCCGGAGACGGCCUACAACUUUACGCGCAGCAGACCGCCAAGCGGCGAGCGGGGGGCCGAGUGGCAGCUCCGCUUCGUCGGCACGGAUCCCGGGAUUUCGUACACGUUUUCGCGGAGGCUGCGCUGGCAUGAGCAUAUCCUGUGGGGGGAACAGCUGCUCGACAGGGCGAGGGGCUGGCGGGCUACGGUGGUGGUUGGUGGGCGGGACAGCAUCAUUGAUCCCGCCGCCGUGGCGAAUGAACGAAGUGAUGAGAGCGAUGCUGGGUGGCUAGCUUCCAAGGAGCGCUGGACGGGGCGGGAGGAGCUGGAGCUGAUCUACCUUGCGCACUUGGACCACGGGCACACAAUUCUUGGUCAUGAUGGAAUGCGGGUUUUGGGCGAGGUUGUCAAGACGUAUACGAGCGUGGAGAGUCUAGAUAGUGUAGAGAGCGCGUCAACUGCUGGGACACCUCAGUGA